Messenger RNA from Gopherus flavomarginatus (Mexican gopher tortoise), 3624 nucleotides. Its product is annotated as adenylosuccinate synthetase isozyme 2-like. The record is from RefSeq and is a predicted model, not a curated record. Gene Ontology annotation, molecular function: nucleotide binding; adenylosuccinate synthase activity. Gene Ontology annotation, biological process: IMP metabolic process; 'de novo' AMP biosynthetic process. The transcript has 13 exons. Gene Ontology annotation, cellular component: cytoplasm. Bases 1965 to 2594 code for a protein of 209 amino acids. Lineage: Eukaryota; Metazoa; Chordata; Testudines; Testudinidae.
GCCGGGGAAUGGGGGCUCGGCACCUCCUUCGCUCCAGCGGUUUUGGGGGCUGGCCUGGCCGGAGGGACCGUGGGCUGCUCUCCACACCCCCACGUGGGCGUUUCCAGAUACCUGAGGCGACGCUGCCCGCGCUCCCUGUCUGGACAUGGAGUCAGCGGCGGCGGCUCCGCUCACGGGUGGCGCUCGGCGCAGCCGGAGCUCUGGGCUCCUGCUUCCCGGGCCGGGCCGGACGCGGAGUGAUGCCCAGAUGCUGGACGAUGCGCUUGGCCGGCUGAGCGGAGCCACUGCGGCCAUCACAGCCAACGUGCGGCGGAUCAAUGGGGCGUUGGAGAGGAUUCUGGAGGAUAAAGCGACUGUGGAGGAGCUGAACCAAAUGCUGCCUUCUCUUCCAGAAGAGCUUUGAGUCAAAGUAGCUAUGGGAUCACCCCAGAGAGAACCACAACCACACCCUUCUGCUUCCAAGAGACAUGCUUGGGCCCCAUAUCAGAGAGUGGGACCCAAGCUGCUCAAGAACAUCCUGGCUUGUUGCCUGCUGGAAACGCUGCCUUCAUGAGGACAUUAGGAACACCAUUGUGUACUGGGUGGCAGUUUUGCCCCAUGACACUUGGAGACUUUCCAGUCACUCCUUGUUCUCACAGAUAAUAAACGGACAUGAUUCCUGACAUCCAACUUGUAUUUGAAUUUGUGACUCCCACCGCAUCAUCUGCCUCCCCUGGGUGCAGCCAUGUUGACUGUGGGAUGGUCAAAACACAGGUGCCAUCACAUUGGUCUAGAGCAGUGUGGGUGUCCUCAUCUUGUUUCCUGUUGUGGUAUUGGAAGCAAGGAAAUAAUGCCUCUACCGUCACCACUAACACCCCUUUCCCUUGAGUUGGAGGGGUCAUCUUCCUGGUUACUAGAACCAAAGCCACUGGGUGUGCAGGAGCCCUGCCAUGAGCUCACGGGAUCAGAAGGGGAACAGAGGCCUUCUUGGAGAGUGGAUUCCAGAGCUGGGAGAGGUGGGUGAGUGUUGGUGCUGGAGUCACUGGUAUUUUGACUGGUUGGUGUGUUACAUGUCCCCAACCUCCACAGCCUGUGAGUCUGUUACAGGCCCAGCUGCGGAGCCUGCCUCUUUAGCUCAAGCAGUAUCAGUUUAUGCUUUAAACUGUGGAGGCCCUGAUUCAAUCUCUGCUGGGUCAGCAUCAUGUAUGCCCAUGUGGUCAGAUACCAGUGGCGUGGGGAGCAGGUUCAGAGAGAGGGUUAUGUAGGACUGGGAUUGUGUAACAUGUGGCUGGGACUGUGCAUGGUUCUGUCUAGUUAGAGCCUGAGCUAUGGCAGACAGAGAGGAUUAGUCUGAAGGCUGCAGUGCCUCCAGUCCUUCCACUGGAGCCUCUGGUGCUGCCACAACAUGGGAUUAAAGGGUCCCUCCGUACAGCCAUUUUAGUGUGUGGAACAGAAGUUGGUUGAAGACCAUCAUAUUAUUCGCGGCCAGGCACUGAUGCAGGAUGCUGCCAUCUUAGUUUCUGGGACAGAACAUGUUCUGAAUGCUGCGAUCUUUUGGUUGCCGGAACGGAAACUGCCCGAGCGGCCGCCAUUUUAGAUCGUGUAAUAGAAGCUACCUAAGACGUCGCCACCUUGGAUUCUGGAUUGGAAGCUACCAAAGGAACCGCCAUCUUGAGUCCUGGAAUGGAGGAUGCUUGAAGUGCAGCUUGCAGGUGAGUGACCCCUGUGUGCACCAAUAUACCUCUGCAUCUCUGCCCUGACACCCCACCUCCUUCCUCGGAAACUGAGUGGUCAUCCAUCUGCCAGGACUCUUUGAAGAAGCUGAGAAAGGGCCUGGUCUGGAGGGCUGGGAGUCCCGCACGGUGAUCUCAGAUAGAGCUCACAUUGUGUUCGAUUUCCACCAGGCUGUGGAUGGGAUCCAGGAGCAGCAGCGGCAGCAGCAGGAUGGCAAGAAGUUCAGGGUGCUAGCCCAGCAGUACAAGGCCAUGUACCCGGCUCUCACCAUCAACACAGAGGCCGAGCUGCAACAGCUGAAGGUCUAUGCUGAAAGGAUCCGGCCCCUGGUGAAGGAUGGUGUCUAUUUCUUGCACCAGGCCCUGCACGGGCCCCCCAAGAAGAUCCUGGUGGAAGGAGCCAAUGCUGCCCUGCUCGAUAUCGACUUCGGGACAUACCCAUUCGUGACAUCCUCGAACUGCACAGUGGGAGGCGUCUGCACAGGCCUGGGCAUCCCAUCUUGCCACAUCGGGAAGGUGUAUGGGGUGGUGAAGGCCUACACCACCCGAGUGGGUGUUGGAACCUUCCCCACCGAGCAGAACAAUGAGACUGGGGAACUGCUGCAGUCACGGGGCCAAGAAUUGGGCGUCACCACAGGCCGCAAACGCUGCUGCGGGUGGCUAGACUUGAUGCUGGUGAGAUACACCCAUAUGAUCAACGGAUUCAGCGCCCUGGUGCUCACCAAGCUGGAUAUUCUGGACACCUUCCCGGAGAUUAAGGUGGGCGUGGAAUACCGGUUGGAGGGGAAACCCAUCGCCUACUUCCCAGCGAGCCAGGAGCUGCUGAACAAGGUGUCAGUGGGCUACGAGAUGCAGCCAGGCUGGCAGUGCAGCACAGAGUAGGCCCGCAGCUUUGCCGACUUGCCUCCGCAAGCCCAGAGCUAUGUCCGCUUCAUCAAGCGCUACCUCGAGGUGCCAGGUAUGUCCACAGCUCUACUGAGUAGCCUGCUGGCCUGGGUCACAGCCCCAGCAUCAGGGCCUGGGGAUGGGCAUGCUGGGCACCCCCUUUAGGGUGCUGUGUGGUUUCCUGGAUUGGGGAUGCCAUGGGGCAUGGGAUCUGCCUCUGUCCUCCUACGGUGAAGUGAGUCUGUCGGGAAGUUCCACAAAUCCUUCAUCAAGGUUUCUGGGGCCUCUCCCUCCACCCAGGCUGUCACUUGGGUUCUGUUUGGGGGGUGGAGGAAAUCGGCCUUGCAUGUAGGGUAGGGAGAGAGGAGGGGGAAUCUGCUGUGUGUGAGGGAGGUCUGAGAGUUCCUAGUUCUCACCCCCCCUUUCUCCUCUCUCAGUGAAGUGGGUCGGUGUCAGGAAGUUCCGCGACUCCAUCAUCAAGAUUUUCUGAGCCUCCCUGGCCGUCUGUCAGUUGCAGGGGCUCUGCCCCAGGACAACCCCUGACACGCAGACCCUCAGCAAAGAAUCACAGGGACCACGUGCUUCGUGCUCUGCCCUGCACCCCCCUACGCUUUGGGGAACACCACCGCUCCUGAGAGAGAGUGAAUUGUAAUUUCACUCUGCCCCCUUCACCCGCCAGUGCUGCCCAUGCUGGGGAGCCCCGACCUGCGGUUUACAGGCUGAAUGCCACACUCUGCUCCCCCAUGCUGGAGGCCGGACUGUGCAGCUCCCCUCCCCCUCACUCCAGGACUGUGCUAGGCGGACUGUGCUCGCUCCGCGUUGGGAGCCCCAGCCCGAACCCAGCUCCUGCUCCACCUGUCACUCCUGCCCCCCAUGGGGACAAAGAUCACCUGCGCUUCCCCUCUGGGCACCCCUGUCUUCUCUCUCCCAUGCCUGGAUCUCCCUGUUCUGCCCCCUGCUGUGGGCAGUCUCAUAGCUGCUUUUUCACUGUAUAGAAAUAGCUAUAAAGAGCCAUUAUUUAGUUUCA